AUGGGUCAACGUAGCUCUCGUUGCAAAGAUGCAGAAAAAGACUUUGGAAAUGUGCAUUUCCAUGGUUCACCGCCGAAAUCUUUUACCAGUUUGGUGGAAGCCCACCCACAUCCAGUUCGUGUUGGAGAAGAGAAUGUGAAUGGGGGAAAGAAGAAAACGAGGAAGGAGGACACCUCUAAAAAGAAAAAGAGGUUCAGGUUGUGGAGGUGGACCUUUUGUUGGAGAGCUGGUCAAAAAUACAGCAGGAAGACCAGCUCAACUCAGUGUGAGGAAAAGGCUCAAGACACUGAUGCAGAAGUACCACCUGGAAGAAUUCCUGAUGUUCAGAGUUUUCAACAGCAAGUCAUCUGUAGUGUAGAGAAUCAAAAUCAUCAGGAACCUUCAACCAGUGAUCCUGAAAUCCUUCAAGCAGCGGAAGAACACCUUGCUGUUCACCCUGAUGCUGAUGUCCUCCAAUCUCUAGUAUGCUGCUACAAUGUCUCUCAGACUUCAGUAGACACUGCAUCAAACUGGAGUGCUGACAUCACCCAGGCUCCAGUCCUUCACACCGUGUCCAACUGGAGCAUCGAUGCCGGCCUGAUCUUCACUGCAUCGAACUGUUGUGAUGAUGUCGCCCAGACUCUAGUUCACACCACAUCUGACUGGAGCUUUGAUGCCUACCUGACUCCAGCAUGCACCACGUCAGACUGUAGCAUUGACGUCACCAAGACUCCAGCACACACUGCAUCAAACUGGAGCACAGGCGUCUUCCAGACUCCAGCACGAACAGCGUCAGGCUGGAGCACUAACAUCACCCAGACUCCAGUACGCACCGUGUCAGACUGGAGUACUGACGUCACCCAGACUGUAGCACGCACAGCGUCAGACUGGAGCAUCGAUGCCGGCCUGACUCCAGCAUGCACCACAUCAGACUGUAGCAUUGACGUCACCAAGACUCCAACACACACUGCAUCAAACUGGAGCACAGGCGUCUUCCAGACUCCAGCACGAACAGCGUCAGGCUGGAGCACUAACAUCACCCAGACUCCAGUACGCACCGUGUCAGACUGGAGUACUGACGUCACCCAGACUGUAGCACGCACAGCGUCAGACUGGAGCAUCGAUGCCGGCCUGACUCCAGCACGAACAGCGUCAGACUACAUCAUCCAGACUCCAGCACGCACCACGUCAGACUGGAGUGCUGACAUCCCCCAGACUCCAGUCCGUCGCACCCCUUCUGACUGGAGCAUCGAUGCCACCCUGGCUCAAAUACACGCCACUUUUGAUUGGAACGCCAAUGUCUCCCAGACUCCAGUAUGCACCACUUCUGAUUGGAACGCCAAUGUCACCCAGACUCCAGUACGCACCGCGUCAGACUGGAGCAUCGGUGUUGGCCAAACACUAGUUAGUCCCACGGAGGGUCUUGUUUCACCUCUGACAAGACAACUGGAGAAUAAUGAAAAGAAAACUGUAGUCAUCAAUUCCCGCUACUAUGUGAUCGGCGACAAGCUGGGUGAAGGGACCUUUGGAGCUGUCUAUGAGGGAAGUCGACUGCUGGAUGGCUUUAAGGUGGCAGUGAAAAUUGUCACAAAGACUGAGGAUUUCGAAUACAUCAGUAUUCCAUGUCAUUCCAAGCCCCUCCCACUAGAGGUUGCACUGCUCAUCCUCGCCAACAGAGGCCCCAGUGUUCCAGAAAUAAUCCAGCUACUGGACUGGCAGGACCAGAAUGACUAUUAUAUUGUGGUGCUGGAACGCCCCUCACCCUGCGAGGACCUGUUUGGUUUCACGGAACGCCACGGAGGCAGCAUUGAUGAAGGUUUAGCUUGUGUCGUCAUGCGGCAGGCAACACAAGCUGCCUACAUGUGUUGCCUCCGUGGCGUUUUACACCGCGAUAUCAAACUUGAAAAUCUGUUGAUCAAUAAGAAGACCCAUGAAGUCAAGCUAAUUGACUUUGGGUGUGGCGACCUCCUUAAGAAAUCAGCCUACAAUAUAUUCAAUGGCACUGAUCAAUACUGCCCCCCGGAGUAUGAAGAGAAGGGCGAGUACAAUGGGAAGCCAGCGACUGUCUGGUCCCUUGGUGUUCUACUGUUUGCAUUGGUGUGCGGGGACUAUCCCAACACUGAUGACCUGCGCAUGAUUAAUUCGAACAACUAUUCCAAAGCUGGCUUGUCAGAAGAAUGCUGCCAUUUGAUUAGUUAUUGUCUCCAGCGAGAGCCAGAGCAGCGACUUCGAUUAACCGAGAUUCUUCUCCACGACUGGUUCAAGGUCACAGAUUUGGAGAAACCUGAAAACAGUAUAAAGAAAAGGACAGGAACCCCUGGAGUGGCUCUUCAGUCGUGAGCUCCUGCCUCGCCCCCCCCCCUGCCCCAGCCCAGAGCUCCCUAUCAUGGCCACCCCAGAGGAUCUUG
This is a messenger RNA of Rhinichthys klamathensis goyatoka, 2387 nucleotides long. RefSeq lists its product as uncharacterized. The coding region runs from base 1 to 2319 and encodes 772 amino acids. Gene Ontology annotation, biological process: regulation of mitotic cell cycle; negative regulation of apoptotic process; protein autophosphorylation. Gene Ontology annotation, cellular component: cytoplasm. Gene Ontology annotation, molecular function: ATP binding; protein serine/threonine kinase activity. Lineage: Eukaryota; Metazoa; Chordata; Actinopteri; Cypriniformes; Leuciscidae. The transcript has 8 exons. The record is from RefSeq and is a predicted model, not a curated record.